Puccinia graminis f. sp. tritici CRL 75-36-700-3 is the source of this 6804-nucleotide messenger RNA. RefSeq names its product acetyl-CoA carboxylase/biotin carboxylase. Gene Ontology annotation, molecular function: ATP binding; acetyl-CoA carboxylase activity; metal ion binding. Gene Ontology annotation, biological process: fatty acid biosynthetic process. The record is from RefSeq and is a predicted model, not a curated record. The transcript has 15 exons. Bases 1 to 6804 code for a protein of 2267 amino acids. Lineage: Eukaryota; Fungi; Basidiomycota; Pucciniomycetes; Pucciniales; Pucciniaceae.
AUGCCCUACACUUCCGAUCGUCCAGAAGAGUUCAGUAAUCUUGCCAACAACCUCAGUGGCAUCAAUUCAAACCACGAGGAACUCGAAUUCAAGCAAGACCACUCCAAAGUCCAAGAAUUUAUCGGUGGUAAUGCCAUAGAUUCCGCCGCUCCUUCACCUGUCACUGAUUUCGUUCGAAGGAAGGGUGGGCAUACUGUUAUCACCAAAAUCUUGAUUGCCAACAAUGGUAUCGCAGCCGUCAAGGAAAUCCGAUCCGUUCGAAAAUGGGCAUACGAAACCUUUGGCCGGGAAAGGGUCAUCGACUUUGUCGUCAUGGCCACCCCUGAAGAUUUGAAGGUCAACGCUGAUUACAUUCGAAUGGCUGAUCGAUACGUCGAAGUCCCGGGUGGUUCCAACAACAACAAUUACGCCAACGUUGAUGUGAUUGUCGACGUUGCGGAACGUGCGGGUGUUCAUGCCGUUUGGGCUGGAUGGGGUCAUGCAUCCGAGAACCCAAGACUCCCGGACGCCUUGGCGGCUUCCAAGCAAAAGAUCAUUUUCAUCGGUCCUCCCGGCUCAGCGAUGCGAUCGUUGGGUGACAAAAUCUCCUCAACAAUUGUUGCCCAGUCCGCUCAAGUUCCCACAAUGGCUUGGUCCGGCUCAUCACUCUCAGAAACCGAAACUUCCGCUCAAGGUUAUCUCACCGUCGCCGACGAAGUCUACAAAAAGGCAUGCGUGACUGAUGUGGAAGUCGGUUUGAGAAUGGCGGAAGAAAUUGGAUAUCCGGUCAUGAUCAAGGCCUCCGAAGGUGGUGGUGGUAAGGGUAUCCGGAAAGUCGAAAAGGCCGAAAAUUUCACAAUGUCUUUCAACGCCGUCCUUGGUGAGGUCCCCGGCUCACCCAUCUUCAUCAUGAAGCUCGCUGGUGCAGCUCGUCAUUUGGAGGUUCAGGUUUUGGCCGAUCAAUACGGCAACGCCAUCAGUCUUUUCGGACGUGAUUGCUCUGUUCAACGUCGUCAUCAGAAGAUUAUCGAGGAGGCUCCUGUGACCAUCGCUCGCCCGGAAACCUUCGAGCAGAUGGAAAAGGCCGCCGUCAGACUUGCCAAACUAGUUGGUUAUGUCUCGGCAGGUACGACCGAGUUUCUGUACGAAGCUUCCACCGAUCGCUUCUACUUCCUAGAACUCAAUCCCCGUCUUCAGGUUGAGCAUCCUACCACUGAGAUGGUAUCCGGGGUCAAUCUUCCUGCCGCUCAACUUCAAAUCGCCAUGGGAAUCCCCCUCCAUCAAAUUCGCGACAUCCGAACUCUUUACGGCACAAACCCCCACGGCAACUCCCAAAUUGAUUUUGAUUUCCAACUACCGCAAUCUUCCGAUACGCAACGUAAACCCAUGCCCAAGGGACAUGUCGUCGCUGUCCGAAUCACUGCCGAGAAUCCGGAUCAAGGAUUCAAGCCAUCUUCUGGUACCCUCCAGGAGUUGAAUUUCAGAAGUAGCACUAAUGUGUGGGGUUAUUUCUCCGUCGGGACAGCCGGUGGUCUUCACGAGUUUGCAGAUUCCCAAUUCGGCCACAUUUUUGCUUACGGCGCUGAUCGCAGUGAGAGUAGAAAGGCCAUGAUUGUGGCGCUCAAAGAAUUGUCUAUUCGAGGAGAUUUCCGGACAACUGUCGAAUAUCUGAUCAAGCUGCUUGAGACCGAGGCUUUCGAGUCAAACACGAUCACCACAGGCUGGCUCGACACACUGAUCUCGGCCAACAUGACUGCUGAGCGGCCGGAUAACACCCUUGCGGUAAUCUGUGGGGCUGUUACCAAAGCUCAUCUACAGGCCGUAGCCGCUUCCGACGAAUAUAAGCGUAUCCUGGAUAAGGGCCAAGUGCCCGACAAGAAUUUGCUAAGGACAGCUUUUACUCUCGAUUUCAUUUAUGAAAAUAUCAAAUACCAGAUUCUUGCCACACGCUCGGCCGCCGGUCUCUACACGUUGUUCUGCAAUGGUGGAAAAGUCAGCGUCGGACUCCGCACGUUGGCUGAUGGUGGUUUACUCGUAUUGCUUGAUGGUCGAUCUCACACUGUCUACUGGCGUGAGGAGGUUGGUGCUCUUCGCUUGAUGGUCAAUUCCAAGACUUGUUUGAUCGAGCAAGAAAGCGACCCCACCCAAUUGAGAUCGCCCAGCCCUGGGAAAUUGGUCCGAUUUUUGGUCGAGAGUGGCGAUCAUGUCAAAGCGGGUCAAGCUUACGCCGAAAUCGAAGUGAUGAAAAUGUACAUGCCCUUGGUUGCUUCUGAAGAUGGUGUUCCCCAAUUUGUGAAACAGCCUGGUACAAGUCUAGAAGCCGGCGACAUCUUGGGUGUAUUGACUUUGGAUGACCCCAGCCGUGUCAAACACGCCCAACCUUUUGCAGGUCAAUUACCUCCCAUGGGGUUGCCCAGCAUCGUUGGAUCGAAGCCUCACCAACAGUACGACAGUCUCCUGAAGAUUCUUUACGACAUUCUUGACGGUUACGAUAACGCCUCAGUCAUGCAAAGCACGUUGAAGGAUCUUCUAGUCGUCCUCGAAGACCCCGAACUUCCUUACGGACGCGCGACCGCAAUUUUGUCCACCCUGUCCGGUAGAAUGCCCGCCAAACUUGAAGCAUCUAUUCGAUCAACAUUGGAAGCUGCUCAUAGCAAGGGCUCUGAAUUCCCUUCUCCUCGCUUGAGGAAAGUCAUAGACUCGUUCUUGGAUGACGGAAUUCGCCCGCAAGAUCGCCAGACCGUUAUAAAUACCUUGACCCCAUUGGCGGACGUGAUUAACCGAUUCAAAGGCGGCCUCAAGUCACAUGGCUACCUGACUCUGUCUGAGCUUAUGGGCGCUUACUACAGUGUCGAGAGCAUCUUCAGCUCUAACCAGGAGGACGAUAUAAUACUGCAGCUCAGGGAUCAAAAUCGGGACUCGUUGGAUGAAGUCGUCCGAUUAGUCUUGUCUCACUCUAAGUGUAGCUCCAAGAACCAAUUAAUUCUUGCUGUUUUAGAUAUCGUCAGUAAGACGGCCUCCCAAGCAGCCGUUGAAACGACCUUCCACGACUGCUUGAUCCAACUGGCUCAAUUAGAUUCCAAGGCUGCUUCCAAGGUUGCCCUCAAGGCUAAGGAGGUUUUGAUCCACUGUCAGCUACCAUCGCUGGAAGAAAGAUUAGGCCAAAUGGAAUCGAUUCUGAAGACCUCCCUCCAACCAACCGUAUACGGUGAAGCCAAUCGCGGCCAGCCGCAACCUUCCUAUGACGUCCUCCGUGAACUCGUCGAUUCGAAAUACACAGUCUUUGAUGUAUUGCCGACCUUUUAUGACCACCCGGACCCGUGGGUAGCCUUAGCCGCUUUGGAGGUCUAUGUUCGCCGAGCCUACCGAUCCUACUCAAUCGUCAAUUUCGAGUAUGAAGAAGGGGAUGUCAACGAGAAUGAGCCGGUGAUGGUUUCGUGGUUGUUCCGAAUACGUAAAGGCGCAUCACCACCUUCGACGCCUCGCAAAGGGCUCACCGGUCGUCUGGCCUCGUUCUCAGACCUGACAUAUGUCGUCAACCAGUUGCAAGAUGAACCGAUGCGAUCAGGAGUUAUGUUUAGCAUCAAGAGUCUCGAAGACCUUGACAAAUUUAUGCCGAACGUGCUCAUGAAAUUCCCGGAUGUUCAACCCAAACUGCUUAAUCCCGACCCCGAUGGAGAGCCCCAUCACAACGUGCUCAACAUCGCCUACAGGUUGGAUGACCUGAAGUCUGACCAAACGGACGCUGAGUGGCAUGUCAAGUUCCAAAACGUGUGCGAAAAGUUUGACCAAGGUUUGACUAAACGUGGAGUCACCAGAGUGACCUUCAAGAUUUGUCGAAAGGAGCAAUACCCAUCAUACUUCACUCUCAGAAAGAACUCCGAAACAAGGAACUGGGAAGAAGUGGUUGCCAUCAGAGACAUCGAGCCCGCUCUGGCAUUCCAAUUGGAAUUAUCUCGAUUGUCCAACUUCCACGUCACUCCUUGCCCCACCGAAAACAGACAGAUUCACAUCUACUACGCCGAAGGUAAAGAAAAUUCGGCCGACUCGAGGUUCUUUGUGAGAACAAUUGUUCGUCCUGGGCGGAUCAAAGGCUCAAUUAAAGUGGCUGAUUAUUUGGUUGCUGAAGCCGAAAGGCUGUUGAAUGAUGCCCUGAAUGCGUUGGAAGUUGUUUCAGCAACAAGACGGGGUGUGGAUGUCAAUCACGUUACCCUAAACUUCGUUUACGGAAUCCCAAUCGGAUUUGAAGAACUCCAAGCUGCCUUGGCUGGAUUCCUCGAGCGACAUGGCAAACGACUUUGGAGAUUGCGUGUCACUGCCGCCGAAGUUCGUCUAGUCAUUGAGGAUGAAAGUGGCUCACCUCAAGCCAUCCGAGUCAUGAUCGAUAACUUGUCUGGUUUCGUAGUGAAAUUCGAAGCAUACAAGGAAGUCACAACUGAAAAAGGCAAAACAAUCUUGAAGUCAAUUGGGCCGGUUGGUGCUUACCACCUGCAACCUGUCAACUUCCCAUACCCAACCAAGGAAUGGCUUCAACCUAAGCGAUUCAAGGCCCAUGUAGUUGGAACGACGUACUGCUAUGAUUUUCCCGAUUUAUUUAGACAAGCAGCUCGUCGUGAAUGGAAGCGAAGAUCAGAAGAAAUUCCUUUCUUGAAGCCACCGACCGAUCCUCUCGUCGCCACCGAGCUUGUCCAGGAUGAAUAUGGAACUCCUCAAGAAGUGUCGAGACCACCAGGUAGGAACUCGGUUGGAAUGGUUGCCUGGAUGUUUGUCAUCAAAACCCCCCAAUUCCCGAACGGUAGACGAAUGAUCGUGAUUGCCAAUGACAUCACCUUCAAGAUCGGAUCGUUCGGUCCAGCUGAGGACGACUUCUUUUACCGGGUAACCGAGCUUGCCAGGAAGUUGGGCGUCCCACGCAUAUACCUUUCCGCCAACUCAGGUGCUAGACUCGGUAUUGCGGAUGAAGUUACCGAUCUGUUCUGUGCCGCUUGGAACGAACCUGAGAAUCCAAGUAAGGGGUUCAAAUUCCUUUACCUGACUCAAGAUUCCAUCAAGAGACUCAAGGAGAAAGGUGAAGAAAAUGUGGUGACUGAAGAGGUUGAGUACGAGGGCCAAACCGUCCAUCAGAUCAAAGCUGUGAUUGGUUCACAGGACGGCCUCGGAGUCGAAUCAUUAAGGGGUUCUGGAUUGAUUGCCGGUGGCACUUCUCGUGCAUACAAUGAUAUCUUCACCAUCACUCUUGUGACUGCUCGGUCGGUGGGAAUAGGUGCCUAUCUGGUUCGAUUGGGUCAACGUGCUGUUCAGGUCGAAGGCCAACCGAUUAUCCUUACCGGUGCCAGCGCUUUGAACAAAGUCUUGGGCAGAGAGGUUUACUCUUCGAACUUGCAACUCGGUGGGACUCAGAUCAUGCACAGAAACGGGGUCUCUCAUCUAACGGCCAGUAAUGACCUCGAAGGUGUUUCUCACAUAUUGGAUUGGAUGUCAUACAUCCCAGAAUGCCGUGGUGGCCCAUUACCAAUCAUGAGCGCUAAGGACUCUUGGGAUCGAGCGAUUGAUUACCUUCCUAUCAAAGGUUCCUAUGAUCCUAGGUGGUUCCUCGCCGGCAAAGAGGAAAUCGCUGAAGAUGUCGGUACCGGCGAAACUCGUUUCUUGUCCGGGUUCUUUGACAAAGGAUCGUUCCAGGAGACCCUGUCUGGAUGGGCUCAGACCGUCGUAGUCGGUCGAGCAAGAUUAGGCGGGAUUCCAAUGGGUUGCAUUGCCGUCGAAACCCGUACAAUCGAGAAAGUCAUACCGGCCGACCCAGCCAACCCCUCAUCAGUCGAGCAAAAGAUUAUGGAGGCUGGCCAAGUUUGGUACCCCAAUUCAUCUCACAAGACCGCUCAGGCUAUCGAAGACUUCAAUCGAGAAGAACUGCCGUUAAUUAUCUUUGCCAACUGGCGUGGGUUCUCUGGUGGUCAACAGGACAUGUUCGAUGAAGUUUUGAAAAGAGGCUCUAUGAUUGUCGAUGGAUUAUCAAGCUACAAACAACCAGUCUUUGUUUACAUCAUCCCCAACGGUGAACUCCGUGGAGGAGCAUGGGUAGUACUAGAUCCCUCAAUCAACCCUAAUGGAAUGAUGGAAAUGUACGCCGACAAGACGUCACGCGCUGGUGUACUGGAGCCCGAAGGUAUCGUGGAAAUCAAAUUCAGGAAGGCCAAGAUCCUCGAGAUGAUGAACCGCUUAGAUCCCCGUUAUGCCGAGUUGAAGGCUGCCACUUCCGACAUGUCGAAAACCUCAGAGGAAUUGACUGCAGUCAAGAACGAAUUGGCCGCCCGUGAAAAACAACUAAGCGGAACAUACACAGCCAUGGCGCUCCAAUUUGCCGAUCUACACGACCGAACCGAGCGAAUGAAAGCCAAGGGCACCAUCCGAGAGGCUUUAGACUGGACCGAGAGUCGAAGAUACUUUUACUGGAGACUCAGGAGAAGGUUGCUGGAGGAAGAGAUCCUGAAGAAAAUGGAGAAAGCCGAACAGACCUCACCAUCAGUCGUCGACCGAGCCUCUCAGCGAGUACAAAGGAUGAAGAUCAUCGAAGAACGAUUCCUACACGAUCUCAGCUUGGAAGAAAUCCAAACUAAUGAUCAAGCAGUUUGUUCGAAAAUCGAGGAGAGGAAGAAGCUCAUCGAUGCCUUGAUCAAUGAAACUGAGAGAGCUAGUUUGGAAGGCCAAAUCCAGGGCUUGAUCAACUCCAAAUCAAGCUUGGUCUUCGAGUCGAUUAAGAAAGUGUUUGGUGACCGAUUGAGUUCGGAUGAGAUCUCGGUUUUAUCCAAACUCAGUAAGAACAAUUGA